Molecule: messenger RNA, 1935 nt
Organism: Homarus americanus (American lobster)
Lineage: Eukaryota; Metazoa; Arthropoda; Malacostraca; Decapoda; Nephropidae
Product: transcription factor E2F5-like
Exons: 9
Coding region: 8-1258 (416 amino acids)
Biological process (GO): regulation of transcription by RNA polymerase II
Cellular component (GO): RNA polymerase II transcription regulator complex
Molecular function (GO): DNA-binding transcription factor activity, RNA polymerase II-specific; RNA polymerase II cis-regulatory region sequence-specific DNA binding; protein dimerization activity
Source: RefSeq, a predicted model, not a curated record
UACAGUCAUGGCAGACAUACCGCCGAGCAGACAAGAGAAGUCCCUGGGGUUAUUAACGUCUAAGUUCGUAUCUCUUCUUCAGGAAGCCGAGGAUGGAGUCCUGGACAUUAAAUCUGCUGCUGAUCAACUGGCCGUACGACAGAAGAGGAGAAUUUAUGACAUUACCAAUGUGUUGGAGGGCAUUGGGCUAAUUGAGAAGAAGAGUAAGAACUCUAUUGUGUGGAAGGGUGGGGGGCCAGGCUCCAACACCCAGGAAUUCACAGACCGAGCCACCAUGCUAAAGGAGGAAAUAUCUGAACUUGACCAGCAUGAGAAGAUGCUUGACCAACACAGACAGUAUGUACAGCAGAGUAUAAAAAACAUCACUGAAGAUCUAAGCAAUUAUAAAAUGGCAUAUGUGAAUCAUGAAGACAUCUGCAGUUGCUUCCAGGGCGAUACAUUAUUAGCUAUACAGGCACCCUCAGGUACCCAGUUGGAGGUUCCCAUUCCUCAGGUGGUACAUGGUGAGAAGAAGUACCAGAUUCACCUGAAAUCAGAGAGUGGGCCAAUUUAUGUACUGCUAGUCAACCAGGACCAGGAUCACUCCCCACCUCUGGUGGUGCAGGUUCCACCUCCAUCUACCAUGAUGAAACAAGAACCAGAAGGAAGGGGUGUGAAGAGAGUAGCCCAAUCACUUCCCGUCCAGCAACCUACAUCACGUCCUCGUAUAACUCCUCAGAAAGGCGUCACGGCUCACACUCCAACAGCACCAAUCCCGUCACAUCCAGAGGGUGGUGAUGUUGCAGAAACUGCUACAGUAUCUCGUAGAGUGCCUCGUAAGGCUUCAGCAGGAGUUAGUAGUGUAACAGAGGCUUUGGCACCCAGAAGAGCACGCAAAAGACAGGAAGCAGCAGCUGCAGCCGCAGCAGCAGCAGCAGCAGCAGCAGCGGCACAGUUGUCUUUGGCCAGUGAUGUAAUGGUAAAACGUGAGCACGUUGAGGAACCGCUUCCAACCCCCAUCGCCAAUAUCAAACAGGAGCGUCAGGAAGAAAGUCUGGCUACAUCUCCCAUUUUUUCCCGUACUUCAGAUACAAUGUUGUCAACUAUCGGAGAAGGUUUGGUCGAAGAGCUAAUAACAGCAGAAAUGUUUGCACCUUUACUACGACUGAGUCCACCGCCAUCAGAGCGAGAUUACAUGUUCAAUUUGGAUGAGACGGAGGGCGUGUGUGACUUCUUUGAUGUUCCAAUGUUAAGUUCACUUAGUACAGAUUUACCGUGAAUUUUAUGAAAUUUAAAAAGGAAAAAAAAAUAUUCUGUAGCAUUAAGUGGAUAGACAAGCACUUGCAAAUCUCAUUGAGGGCAAAUGUUAGGUCUUUUGUAUGGCAGAAAUGAACCACAUAUUGAGAUGAUCAAAUGGUUCCUGGGGUUGACCAAAGGCUUAAAGAAGUAUAUUUAACAGUCCAAACAGUGUGGUAUUCUAUACUGAAGAGGUGUUUGCUAGUCUGGGUUCCUAGAUAAGUUAGUGAGGGCAGAAUAGUUGAGCAUUAACUGGUCAGUAAAAUAUCUGUGUUGAGAAUUGUUAGUUUGUCCAGUAUGCACAAAGGAAACAAAAGGUAUUUUGAGAAUAGAGAUGCAUUAAUAUAAAAAAUUAAAAUGUUAUAUUUGUAGGAGAGAAACUGGUUAAGAUUUUUUCAUUUAUUUAUCAUUUUUUAUUUAUUUAUUUAUUUAUUUAAUUUUUUUUAAGGGUGUAUGAACAGUUUAUCUUAUGACCAAAUUAUCCUAUGUGGGUCUACCAACGUUUUUUUCUUCACAUGGCAUGGAUUAAAGGUCUUUCAUAAGUGGUCCCUCGGUUAACGAACACAAUUCGUUCCAGAAAGUCGUUUGUUAACCAAAAAUUUUGUUAACUGAAUCCAUUGUUUCAAUGGGAUAUUGGGUAAUUGGUUCCAGCUCACUGAA